Molecule: messenger RNA, 5771 nt
Organism: Brienomyrus brachyistius
Lineage: Eukaryota; Metazoa; Chordata; Actinopteri; Osteoglossiformes; Mormyridae
Gene: lrrc38b
Product: leucine rich repeat containing 38b
Exons: 2
Coding region: 59-940 (293 amino acids)
Cellular component (GO): voltage-gated potassium channel complex
Molecular function (GO): voltage-gated potassium channel activity; transmembrane transporter binding; potassium channel activator activity
Source: RefSeq, a predicted model, not a curated record
CUCAUCCCAACCCUCCUUGUCCUAAAUCCCUGUCGACCACCCCCGCCGCCUCUUGACCAUGUUGCUAUGUGUUCACUGGACCCAGCCUCUCCUUGCUUUGCUCUCCUCUGCCUUACUGACGUGGGGAGCAAUCUGCCCGCCCAGUUGCUUGUGCCCGGACCCCCACACGGUGGACUGCAGUGGCCGGGGGCUGACUCACCUGCCAGAUCCCCUCCCGCUGGAUGUCCGCCGCCUCCUGCUCUCCAACAAUUGGAUCCCCAAGAUUCCUUCUGACUUCCUGGUCCUCUACAGUGACCUCGUCUACCUGGACCUCCGUAACAACUCAAUCACCCAGAUUGAGGCAGGCACCAUCAGCCCCUCCUCCAGGCUGGUCUUCCUGGACCUGGGCAGCAACAACCUGACAGAGAUACCGACGGGAACCUUUGGGGAGUCCCGAAGCCUCAUCAAGCUACGCCUGGGAAGCAACCCGUACCUCAGCAUGGUCAGCGAGGACGCCUUCUUGGGCCUCACUUCCCUGCGUGAACUCGAGCUGGAGCGCAAUGCCCUGUCCAGCCUGCAGGUCGGCGCCCUCAGCCAGCUGCCCUCCCUUAAGGUGGUGCGCCUUGAGGGGAACCCUUGGGUAUGUGACUGUGACUUUUCCGAACUGUUUGCCUGGCUGGUGGAAAACAGGGACAAGCUUCCCAACGGUGUCGAAGGUUUGGAAUGCAUGCUGCCCAUGGAUGGCCAGAGGGUGACGCUGGACCAGCUCACACAGGACAGCUUCCAGAAGUGUAACGAGACCCUAACCCUCACCGACUUACUCAUUAUCAUCUUCUCCGGCAUCUCAGUCUCUGUGGCUGCUAUCAUGACGAGCUUCUUCCUGGCCUCCACUGUCCACUGUUUCCAGCGUUGGGGCAAAGGUUCUAAACCAGAUGAUGAUGAUGAUGAAGAAGAAGAUUGAGGAAGGGCCACCCCCCCAAACCCAAGAGCAGAGGGCAGAGCUUGCAUCUCUCAUGAAGACUAUAUCCAGGGCUCAAAGGUCGUAUCACUCAGUGAUAAAAUGCCUGACGGCCAUGUCUCAGAGCUAUUGAGAACAUCUGAUCUGUAGCUCCAGUGUUCAGACAUUGACUUGCACACCUGAGUGUGCUCACCCCUUAAAAUCGAGUACUGCAUUAGUGUCUAAACUGCCACGGAUCUCCAUGAACGUUGUGCUCCUUUAAGGGCACUUCCAGUGUUUUCCAGUUGUUAUUCGGUCUGCCUCUCCAUGUCAAUGUGAGUGGUACAUCUCACUCUCCUGGUUGGGCUCUUGGCCCUGUGAUCCAGACCAUGCAGAACCUUGCUAAGGACAGAACCCAAAAUAAGGGGUACAAAACUGCCAGUUUUCAAAAAAGCUGAUUAUAACCAUGAAAAAUCUAUUUACCUACGUUUUUUGAGCCUAAGAUACUGCUUUUCUUCUAACCCACUAUCCUUAAAUUCUUCCUAGCUGUAACAUCCUCAUAUAUACAUGUAUGUAUUUAGAACGUUCCCAAAAAAUAGGUAUAUGGAAAUUUUGAAAGCAGUAUCAGAUUUUUCAAGUCUCGUAUAGUUCUAAGGGACGAACACCAUUAAAUAAAACAAAUAGGUUAGUUUAGAGCUGAGCAAAAAUUGCACUUUAAACGGGAAAAGCUGUAUGUAUCUCCCCUAGGCCGGUGGCCAUCGUGAUUUUUUCGGUAGAAAUGCCGAACUCUGGGAUUCUGGGGACUCUGCCACUUGUCGACUUGCGCCGUGAGUGUUCUCAUCCGUGUUCGUCACGUACAGCAAUACAGCCACACAUGCACAUAAUCUCCGGUAAACUCGUGCGUCAAUGAAAUGUAACCAAGUGUUCCCAAAUCUGUGUCCUUUGCUUGCUGCUGACUUAUAAACUGAGCUUGUACACAAAAUCUUAAAGUGAUAGAACCUAACAGAAUUACCACAGAUAUCUAGUAAUUUAGCUUGUCACGAUGGCCGUGCUUAAGAAGUCGACUUAUAUACUGGAUGAAAACGUUGAGAAGCUACUAACACGCCUGAAAAAUUUGUAAAAUAACUGGGAAAAUGUGAUGCCUCUAUUAGUCAGGAAGGGGUGUGUUUCCCAUCGUUUUACACUAUACUCUCAAAGAAAAAUUUAUACAACGUUUGAUGGUAGUGGUUUUAUAGGACAAUUAACUAGCUGUGGAUUGUAGGUGAAUUGCUAAGCUUGUAAUGCUAACUUGUUACUUUUAGCAGACCAAAAUAAAUUUUAAUGCAGGUGUUGCAAUAAUCUCAGGGGGCAGACAGGUAGAUUUGUGAGGUCCUUUGGUUUGAUAGACACUCGUUAUCAAAACUCUGCUGGUCUGUUUGAUUCCUGUCCGGAUUUUUCAGUCUCCCCUUGAAACUCUUAACUUGAACCCAGACUGCAACUGAUGUCCAAAGAGGGUAGUUGGCAUUUCCAUUCUUUGUGGGCUGUUUAGUCGAAGGAGUGACUGUGUCCGUUUAAUCCCUCUUCUCUACCAUUCUUGUCUACUUUAUGUUGACUGCCAGCCUGGGCUGUCAAUGGUGAAUCACAGUAGCAUAGUGCUGGUUUACUCUCCUGUUACUCUUCUAAUUGUGUCUUCUGCCUAGGCCCCGUAGCAAUAAUUUGGGGAAUCAUUUUGGUUUUAUAUGUAUCAGAAAAUCUGUAACAGCGUUUCAUAUCAUAUAACUGCUAUAACCGAUUCCUAUGAGAAUAUUGUAUAGUACAAGCCAGCAUUAUGAAUUUAUAUAACUUAUAAAUAGUGCCAUUUUUACCAAGGAAAACGGUUCUUGGCGUUGUGAGCAUUUUCAUCACCUAUGUACCACUAACCCUAAAUAUUAAGUAGGAUUGCUUGUGGGCUCUACUCCAUCUAGGUGGGAUGCUGCCUGUCCUUCUCACAUGGGUCUGAGGGAAGGUGAGAGGCCACAGUCGCAGAGCCAAGCACCUCUUGCUGUCUGAUCUCUCUGCUCUUUGUAGCACACAUUCUUUUUAAUUAAGAUAAGCCCAAGUGCUAAAGGUCAAAUGUUCAUUAUUGACACAUCUCUCUCACGCUUCUGUGGUCACAUAUACCAUGUCCUAAUUUAUUAUGAUGACAUUUUUGGUUUAUUCUAAAUAUCGACUUUAUUUAUGUACUUUUUAUUGUCAACAAUGCUAUUGAAUAUAGAUGUGAACAGAAGUAAAUAAUACCUUAUAACAUUUUGUUUUAUAUAUUCUGAAACAAACACAAAAUGCAGUGUUCCAAAUUAUUAUGCUGGGUGCAGUUUUGGAAUAGUCAGUGUGUCCUAAGUGACUCGAAACAGAAAUCCAUUGUAUUCGAUGAAUAAAAAAUGUUGUUCUUCAAGAAAACAAACCUCUUAAGAGAACUAGAUGCCUGUUAAUGUAUAUGCCCUUGGUGAAAUUACUUUAGUAACUCUCUCUCACUGCAAUUUCCCUUUUUUGAAAACGCUCCACCCCUUAAGUUCUCGAUAAGGUAGAGGACCGGGGUGAUGGUGGUCCAACCAUGAUUCGCCCCUUUUUAUGCCCAAGGCCUCCAAGGAGUCGGUAGCGUUCAUAGCUGCAUGUCAUGGUGAUGUUCCUGCAAGAACAUCAUUUCAUUUUGGAAGCCAAGACUUCUUUUUAUACCUGGAUAGGAGAUGUUGUAUUGGGACCGUCACAUGUACUGCCAAUUUAACACCAUUAGAGAUUCUAAAGGGCCCUGCCAUCUCUAUUCCCAUAAUUCCUGCCCAAAACAUUACUCCAAGGCCACCUUGUUGAUGCCAGAGUCUAGUGGGCGUAGGGAGCCAUUGACCAGCCAUCAGAAACUGAGUCAUCCAGUGUAGUUCAGCAUUGAUAAAUCUGUCUGAAAAUGAUCGUUUAUGAAUGUCUGAGCUCAUUGGAUAGGAGCGGCUGAAAUGUAGAAGUACCACAACUUCCAGCUUGUGGGGGGAUCCCACAUCGAGACGUUCCUGGAAUUUCAGGACCGGCUGCAGUUUUAAAAAAUGCGUUUGCUGCUUGAUGGUGGAAUUUUUAAACGUAGCUGCCCCUUUUAAUACGAACUGUCAAAAGAAACUUUCUGUAAUGUUCCUGCAUUUCAUAUACUUCAUCUGAUCUCUGAAUCGCUCACAAUUUUUAAACGUUUUUCCUGAUAAAUCAAUUAUUUUCAUGCUUUUUGCAAGACAUUGCACUAUUUCACGCUUUGCAGCACCAGAACGAUUUUUCUUCCUACCCAAAUUUAACGAGAACUGUGACUUGCCAAGUAAUGUGGAACGACUCCUUUAAGUAGGUUUCCCUUCAAUUAUGAUCACCUGACAAAGCAAAUUACGAAACUCUCUUGGAUUGGUGUAUUUUAUCUAAAGAGGCAUGAAAAAUAAAUGAGCUGCAUGAAGAUCACAAUAAAUUUGUAUUUUGGAAGGGUUACUGAUACAUCACUUGCAUAAUAAUUUGGAACACAGUGUAGUUUUACUUGUGAUUCAGGUUGGCCCCUUCACCUCUGUGUAUGACCUGGUGACAGAAAGCCUUCCCUGCACCCAUUUGUACAAUGUGGUGUGUCGUAAAGGCUCAAGUUUUGCAAGGAUUAUGCCACAUUUAUUUUUGUCCUGUUUAGAUUUCCUCACGAAUAUAGAUUUAUAGACCACACCCUCACCUUUCUCUCCCGCUCUCCAUUGUCACUUUCUUCCACGUCAAGGAAGCCGACGCUUUUCAAAGAAAUGGAUUUUUACAUUUUUUCCCUCUCUUCAUCAGUCACGCUGGUCGUAUUUCAGAAAACAUGGAAGGCUGCAGCUACCAGCUUUAACGAAAAUAGUCCCGCCAUCGUCUGAUAAGCACUUCUGCCUGCCAGAGACAUGUUUUACAGAAAAGGAGUGAGAGGAAGAGGCAGCGGAAAUGCUGGGAAUUCAGCUACAGCCAUUAGGGGACCCUUGCAUCGUUUUUUGUGGUUUUGUGCUGCAUCGCUGGCAGAUUUCUGCAGGACGCUCCCUGUUUUUCUCUCACAGUUUGUCUAGGAGUAUCUCUUCGGAUCCAACUACCGUGUAGUUGCAGGCAGAUGCAGUCGCCUGCGUUCCAAACACACAUGCCCAUGUGUCAAGCUCCGUGUCUUUGGGAUGAGCUCAGAGCCGACUAUUGGAAUGAGGGCCUGUCAUCUCAUCUGUUUGUGUUAUUUUCACUCAUCGGCGAUGGUAAUGGGAAAAAAAAUCUGUAUGUCUAAAAACAAAUUAUGACACAUGAUUCUUAUUUUCAAGUUAACGUCCAGAUUCAUAAGUAUAUAUUUUUAAAUAAAAAAUUUUGGGGUGAUUCUGCAUUGUGUUUCUCUCGCAGGAUAUCGCAGGUAUUCCGUGAUUUUAUGCCAUUUAUCAGCGAUUUCACACUGAUCCCGACCAUAACAGAUUUUUUUUUUUGUUUCCUGAGCAACUAAUAUUCAAUGGAAAGGUGUCCAAGCACAUUCGGAAUGUACCACUGAUUGGAAUUAAAGGACACCAACUGAGAUAAAUGCUAGAAUAAACAUCAAUAGUACACGUGUGAUUCCUAAGAAGCUGUUUGUAAUGGUUGAACCAUCAACGUUGUUCCAAUUAGUUAUAGAACGCCAGUCCUGUUAGUUACAUAUAAAAUGUGGCUCUAAUUUAUCACAAAUACUGGAAAGGAAGUUGUCCAUUAAGAAUACAAUUGCUAUCUGCAGGUAAACUAUAUUGAGUUGGUAAUUUGUAAUUAAUGGGAGUUAAAUGGUCAUUGAUGAGGAGUUUAUAAGGCCAGCAAAGACCAGAGAGACACUCCAGCAAAUAAUCAAGAGAGCACUGUAAAGACUGUGGCAGUA